Messenger RNA from Paramecium primaurelia, 291 nucleotides. NCBI's taxonomy places the organism in Eukaryota, Ciliophora, Oligohymenophorea, Peniculida, Parameciidae. The record is from the annotation of a GenBank genome assembly.
AUGUUUGAUAGUAGAACUUCAGGGUAAUAAUUUUAAUAAUAUUAUUAUAGAUUUGUGAAGGUUGAUUUCUAUGCAUUUCUUAGAACAAAUUCAAGUUCAGAAUAUUUUAAUAGUUUUAUUGAAAUUUUAGAAGAUCAUUAUGUUUAGAAAAUAUUAGAAAAUAAAAAGUUAAAUAAAAAGUUAAAUAUUGAGAGAUAUAAGAGUUAUGCAAGAAGUAAUGAUCUUAGAGAAGUUAUUUUAGUUAUUUCGAUUAGAUAUAAAAAAAGUAGAUUAUGGAAAAAAAAACAUUGA